AUGACGGGCGGCUCGAGUUUGCGCAGGCGCUGGGCUGAGGAUCGCGGCACGGCUGCGGGUACAGAGGAGCGCAGCUCGGCAGCGGGGAUAGAGGAGCGCGGCUUCCCGAGGGAGGCGGCAGGCGGCAUGGGCGCGGGCCCGGCGCUGGCCGCGCUGCUGCUGGCCGGGUCGGUGUUGAGCGCCAAGCUUCUGGCCCCUGGCCGCCGGGCGGAGCCAGAUGUAGAUGAAAAGAAGAAUGUGGAGCUGAAGAUGGAUCAGGCUUUGCUUCUCAUCCACAAUGAGCUGAUGGGAACAAGCCUCACUGUGUACUGGAAAUCUGAAUUCUGCUAUCAGUGCACCUUCCAGCCUUUGGCAAAUGUCUCUCACAGUGGCAAACCUGCAAAGCCAAGCAUUGCAGCCGUCUCCGUGAACACCCAGCACGGGUCCAUCCUACAAGUUAAUUAUACCGGGAGAGAAACAGCAGCUUGCAGGCUGGAAUACAAAUUUGGGGAAUUUGGAAACUAUUCCCUUUUGAUACAGCGUGCUUCCUCUGGAAUCGAUGAAAUUGUCUGUGACAUAGUUGUCAAUGACAAUCCAGUCAACAGCAACCUUCCUGUAACCAUCGCAUUCCUUGUUGGUCUAGCACUCAUCAUUGCAAUAUCUUUCCUGAGACUCUUACUGAGUUUGGAUGACUUCAGUAAUUGGAUUUCUAAGACAAUAACUUCUAGAGAAACUGACCGCCUCAUCAAUUCUGAGCUAGGAUCUCCAAGCAGAGCAGACCCCCUCAGUGGUGACUGUCAACCAGAAACACGACGCACAUCUGCCUUGCCAUUCCGUGUCCGAUGCAUGGAUACAUUUAGGGGGAUAGCUCUCAUCCUCAUGGUCUUUGUUAAUUAUGGAGGAGGAAAAUACUGGUACUUCAAGCAUUCAAGUUGGAAUGGACUGACUGUGGCCGACCUAGUCUUCCCAUGGUUUGUAUUUAUUAUGGGGUCUUCAAUUUUCUUGUCAAUGACUUCUACCCUACAACGAGGAUGUUCAAAAUUCAGACUGCUGGGGAAAAUUACAUGGAGAAGUUUUCUGUUAAUCUGUAUAGGAAUAAUUGUUGUCAACCCCAAUUAUUGCCUUGGUCCAUUAUCUUGGGAUAAGGUUCGGAUCCCUGGUGUCCUGCAGCGGUUGGGAGUGACGUACUUUGUGGUCGCUGUGUUGGAGCUCAUCUUCUCAAAGCCUGUCCCUGACAGCUGUACCUUGGAGAGAAGCUGCCUUUCUCUUCAGGACAUCACUUCCAGCUGGCCCCAGUGGCUCAUCAUUCUGAUACUAGAAGGCAUUUGGCUGGCUUUGACAUUCUUUUUACCUGUCCCUGGGUGCCCUACUGGCUACCUUGGCCCUGGCGGCAUUGGGGACUUGGGGAAGUACCCUCGUUGUACUGGAGGAGCAGCUGGCUACAUUGACCACCUACUUCUGGGAGACAAUCAUCUGUACCAGCACCCAUCCUCCACGGUCCUUUAUCACACCGAGGUGGCCUAUGACCCAGAAGGAAUCUUAGGGACUAUCAACUCCAUUGUGAUGGCAUUUUUAGGAGUUCAGGCAGGAAAAAUACUACUAUAUUAUAAGGAUCAGACAAAAGCCAUCCUGAUGAGAUUCGCUGCCUGGUGCUGCAUCCUUGGGCUUAUUUCUAUUGCUUUGACGAAGAUGUCUGCAGAUGAAGGCUUUAUUCCAAUAAACAAAAACCUCUGGUCCAUCUCGUACACCAGCACACUGAGCUGCUUCGCAUUCUUUAUCCUGCUCAUUCUGUACCCAGUUGUGGAUGUGAAGGGGCUGUGGACAGGAACCCCGUUCUUUUACCCAGGGAUGAAUUCUAUUCUGGUGUAUGUUGGUCACGAGGUGUUUGAGAACUACUUCCCCUUCCGGUGGAAGCUGGAGGAUGACCAGUCACACAAAGAACACCUAAUCCAGAACAUAGUUGCCACUGCUCUCUGGGUGCUCAUCGCAUACAUUCUCUAUAAGAAGAAGAUUUUUUGGAAAAUCUGACAGCACUCACUGACAUGUAAUUGCUGGAUGUUUUGGGAGCAGGAUGUAACAGCCUUUUAAAGGGAAACCUCUCUCACAAAAGGGAUGUACUUCCAGAUGCUGUGUCCACACCAAUUUGCUUAAAUGUCAGAAAGCUGCCUGUAUGUUUUUUCUUACACAUUUACAUUUGAAAUGUUAUGUUCUCCCUUUUCUUCAUUUUCUAUGAAAUUACUCUAUUUGGGACAUAUGUAGAAAUCUCCCUGGAGGGAGUUUACCAUGGACAUUUUGCCUCUGCAAUGGAGGCCAAGGUUUGAUUCAGAGGUAGAGUGAUUUCCUAGCUUGGACAGUUUGAUCCCUGGCACGACAAUCAAGCCAACAACAAGAACACAAGAAAACCCCAAAUAAUUGAAGGACAGAUUCUAAUUUCCUGAGAACUGACUUCCCAUGUGCCUAUGCAUGCCAACAAAGAUAUUGUGGUUUCUGUUGUGAGACUUACAUAAAGCUUUUUGAACGGA
Messenger RNA from Phodopus roborovskii (desert hamster), 2501 nucleotides. It is a transcript of the gene Hgsnat, whose product is annotated as heparan-alpha-glucosaminide N-acetyltransferase. NCBI's taxonomy places the organism in Eukaryota, Metazoa, Chordata, Mammalia, Rodentia, Cricetidae. Gene Ontology annotation, cellular component: lysosomal membrane. The record is from RefSeq and is a predicted model, not a curated record. Bases 1 to 2007 code for a protein of 668 amino acids. The transcript has 18 exons. Gene Ontology annotation, biological process: lysosomal transport.